GAUACUUUGAUAGAUAAAUGCUACUUGCAUUUUCAUAGAGCUAUAUGUUCAAUGCAUCCAUGUUUGUUUUUACAACUGUAUCAGGCAGUACAGAACGGGGGCGUGGAAGUUGUUGACCAUCUGAAGUCUCCUGAAGAACUGUUGAACUGUAGUUGCUGUCAGUGAAUUCAGAAUAAAACCUGUACCCAGCCUUGCAGAUCCCCUAGGGGAUUUUACUCUGGAAAUAGUGUUACUUUCAAUUCCUACAUUUUUAUUCUGCUUCCUUGGGUAAAUUGUACUUAUGGCAAUAUGAGGGAGUGGUAACUACUCCAGAAUAUCUUAGAAUUCAGUUUUGAAAUAUCCUUAUCUUGACUGACUGCAGGCUGCCAGUAAAAGGUUGCCAUGUAGUGUAGUUUGCUUAGGCACAAUAUUUUCAAGGAAAGGCACAAUGGUUGAUGUGUGAGAGAAAAUUGAAGUUUUCUGUGGGAUUCUUUCCGUGCUGACAGUUGACAGCAUUCCAGCAAGCUGACAGUUAAUGGAACAAAUGUAUUAUUAGUUUCUUCAUUAAUAAUAGAAAUCUGGAGUCUCCAUCCUUCCUCUCUUUCUGUAUGUGCUUUUGUGAAAUUGCUAGAAAAUGGAACAAAAUGUCAAAUUUCAGACAGGAAAAUUUAUCUGAUAGAGCUUAAUCAUGUUUUAAUGAAGGACAUGGCACGCAUACAUUGUGUUAGAAUCUUAAAAGUCUGAAUUUAGACUUGCUUUAAUAUUUAAAGAUAGGAUUUUUGGUGUUGUGGAUCUUUGAAGCUAGACUUCAUAAGACUAGUCACCAGUAAAUUAACAAAUAGGAAAAAAAAUACGUAUUUGGCCUUCUGUGAGCUGUGUUCCCAGAGCUGGGCUGCACCAGACAUUUGUGAGGAUGCUUCUGUUGAGAUGGAAAAAGGGGAAUUACAAAAGGUUCUGAGCUGAGUGGAAGUAAGCUUGGUUAUAAGACAAGACGCUGACACUCUCCAUGGUUGAUGGACAAAACUGUGUAGAAGUUAUGAGACAUUGAGGUAAGGGUUGCAGAGGAGAUGAAUGUCAGGGCUGGUUCAGUCUGAGGAAGCUGUAAUUAAUGGCCAGAUGAAAUGCUAGAGGGUUGGAGGCAGGGGUAAGGCAUAUGUAGUUUCUAAGGCCUCUUUGCUGAUCUGAGUGCGUUACAUCAAAGUGGCUUAUUUACAUCCCACACUCACCACACAAAACAUGCAAGAAGAAAUGGCUUUUCUGAGAGUUGGCUCCAUAUCUUCUGAAGCACUGAAUAAAUCUGUUUUGUGCUAGGAGAGCAUGCAUUUAAAAUUAAGAGAGAGACCGUACCUCUUGCUGUCACAGGAGAGACUGAUAACUUUUGAUGAAUGCCUUGUAGAGCUGCAGAAAAAGGAAUGAUAAUCUAACAGCAAGUGGAGACACUCCUCCUUCACCUUGGGAUGCCUUUCCUUCCCUCCCUCCUUCCUUCCUUCCUCAUAUUAUUAGUAAAAAUAAACAAUGAGUUCUUUUAUAUGCUGCUGUAUACUAAAAUACUAUUAUGAAUUAUGAAAUGGUUAGUAAAUACAAGUUUUCUUGUACAUAUUGGCAAGUAUAUUUUACAGUUUUGAACAUGUAGCAAAUUAUGAGGCUUCAAGGCAAUAAAAUUUGCUUAUAGUACUGUGGUAUAUGUAUAAAAUCGGUUACUAUAAAGGAAAUAUUUUCUCAGAGAACACAAUCUCUCAAGAUCCUUUUCUUAAACUAUACUUAGUUUGUUUCACUCUUUGAUUCUAUGAAGUUUACCAAAAUGAAAGAAAAUGUAAUUAAACACUUGGCUUUGGCCAUUCAAAAUGCUGACUUUUAAUUGGAAAGGUGUCAACAUUCACCUGGAGACCUUGGAAGGAGGGGAACAGUCCUUCCUGUAUUUGUUUCUGAGGAAUCAUCCAAAGUGAAGUAUUAAGCCUUCAUUAUCUUGGUGCUGAUAUCAAACAAUUAGCUGUUCCAGCUAAUCCUGCGUUGUUCAAUGUCACUAGAUCUUAAUAUAGUUUUAGUGGAUAACCUCAAGGUGUACUGGGUUCUCUCUCAGUUGACAAUGAACAAAUGUAAGAUUACAUGAAUUAGUGUCUUCAUUCUUUGUUUUCUGAUUUUCAAAAAUGUUUGAAAAUCAGUGUUUGGCUGAUUUCGUGCUGUCCCAAACAGAUUUUCUCUUUUCUAAUUCAUAGCAGGUUUUGUCAUUAUAUGUUCUUGGGCAUUUUUAUUCCAAAACGACAUGCAAGUACAUCUGUGAACACAGUGUUGAGAAAGUGGCAGAAUCCGAAGGAUAGGGAAGAAGGAGCUGGGGUUGGUGUCGUGUUUUGCUCAGAAAUCAGGCUUUUGGUCUCUCUCCAGUAAGCUGACCUGCAUCCUACCGGUGCAGUCUGGAUACAUAUUUUUUCUGUGUGUUAAGGAACGGUUACUGUUGUCCAAUUUUGCCUCCCCUGUCAACUGGGGAAGGAAGCCAAAAUACUGAGAGGAGCUGCUUUGGUAUUGAGUUAACUCUUUAACUCAAUAAGGUUUGUUUUUUUGGCAGCAUUUUGGAAAAGGGGUCUUUAAAUUGACAUUUCUUUUGAGAUAAAUGCCAAUUAAGGUAGCACAUUUUUAAUUAGCAAUAUAUCAAAUAGUUAAAAAAUGUCUUCUUUAAAGAACAUCAGAGUGUUUUGGUUGUACCUCUAGCUGUGAAAUGAAUGCAGGUUAGCUAGUUAGAAGUGGAAUACAUAGAUUUUUGAAAGAAUACUACUUGUGCAAUAUUUGUUAUUCUUUGUGGAGGCAGUGUUUGCACUGUGUCCUCAAAUCUUGCUUAAAAAUUAACAAAUGUAUAGUGUUGUGGCAUAUGGAAAGCAAGAAUCUUUUUAGGACUGUUGAAUAAUAUGGGAAAAUGUUCAUUAAGUUAAUAACAAUGGAAGACAGCAUGCUGUAACUCUUGAAGAAGCAAAGACAAUUCUUCUAGUCAAAUACUUGAACUACUCGGCAUCUCGUAUAGCUACACUCAAAACCUGUGUAAAGACAAAGUUAAAAGUGCACAGCUAGCACAAAAGAGAUGAGAAAAGAAAUGAGAAAUAUUACUGUAAAAUCCAUGAUGCAGUUUUAUUUUUUCUACUGUGGACAUCUGCAUUAAGGUGUUGCAUUUCAUUUUUUAAUAUGAGAGGACUUGGGUGGACUAUACCUCCCUUUUUUUUUUGUUCUCUCUGUGAUUAUUACUUUUUUCCAUGAAAGAUGUCUGACAAGGCCAGUUUUUCUUUUCUGGAUUUGGUUGACUGUAUGUGUUUCCAUAUCAGUGUCAGAUAUUCCUAGUGGUUGUGACCAAGAGCAUUUUAAUGAUUGCAGUAUCUGCAAGACUUGUUCCUGUUCUGUCACUCUUUUAUUUAUGGAAUUAUGCAGUGAUUCAUGUUGAAUGGGGGCCUCUGGAGAGUGUCUGUCCCAAGCCCUGCUCCCUUGCUGGAGGUGUGAGUAUAAAGGGAAGGUAGGACUCUUGAAGCUCUCUGGAUGGUGUGGAGCUUCCUGCCUUUUGAUCUUCUGUCAUUUCCAUCAAGAUUUUUGCUACCAUAUGUUAACUUUCGAUUUUCUAUUAUUUUUCACUUUCUAGAAUCUUGCCUUAGGAACAUUCCUAAAAAUACAAAAUUUCGAACUCGUGCCAUCUUAUUAAUGCAGACAUUAAAAAUAACUUAUAUGUGCACUUGGGACUUAUUUGGGAAGUGUCUUGUACAUCUUAAAAGGAGUUCUGCCUUAUUCCAGGUUAUGUAUAGUUGUAAAAUCUUAAUUUUUCAAUUUUUAUUUCUUCCUAGGCCAGAAGCAAAAUUUGGAUGAAGUGAACUAACCAAGUUGCCGUCAUGAGCAGGAGCAAGCGUGACAACAAUUUCUACAGUGUUGAAAUUGGAGACUCAACUUUCACCGUAUUGAAACGGUAUCAGAAUUUGAAACCAAUAGGAUCAGGAGCACAAGGGAUAGUAUGUGCAGCUUAUGAUGCCAUCCUUGAGCGGAAUGUUGCAAUCAAGAAGUUAAGCCGACCUUUUCAGAACCAAACCCAUGCUAAAAGAGCCUACAGAGAGCUUGUUCUUAUGAAGUGCGUUAAUCACAAAAAUAUAAUCGGCCUACUGAAUGUGUUCACACCACAAAAAUCCCUGGAAGAAUUUCAAGAUGUCUACAUAGUGAUGGAGCUCAUGGAUGCAAAUCUCUGCCAAGUGAUUCAAAUGGAGCUAGACCAUGAACGAAUGUCCUAUCUCCUUUAUCAAAUGCUGUGUGGUAUCAAACAUCUUCAUUCAGCUGGGAUUAUUCAUAGGGAUUUAAAGCCCAGUAAUAUAGUAGUAAAGUCAGACUGCACUUUGAAGAUUCUUGACUUUGGACUGGCCAGAACUGCAGGAACUAGUUUUAUGAUGACGCCUUAUGUAGUGACUCGUUACUACAGAGCACCAGAGGUCAUCCUAGGGAUGGGAUACAAAGAAAACGUUGACAUUUGGUCAGUUGGGUGCAUCAUGGGAGAAAUGAUCAAAGGUGGUGUUUUAUUUCCUGGUACAGAUCAUAUUGAUCAAUGGAAUAAAGUUAUAGAGCAGCUAGGAACACCAUGCCCCGAAUUUAUGAAGAAAUUACAGCCUACAGUCCGAACUUACGUGGAGAACAGACCUAAAUAUGCUGGAUAUAGUUUUGAAAAACUCUUUCCAGAUGUCCUUUUCCCAGCUGACUCUGAACACAAUAAACUUAAAGCAAGUCAAGCAAGAGAUUUGUUAUCAAAAAUGCUGGUUAUAGAUGCUUCUAAAAGAAUCUCUGUGGAUGAAGCCCUCCAGCACCCAUACAUCAAUGUUUGGUAUGAUCCAUCAGAAGCAGAAGCUCCUCCACCAAAGAUACCAGAUAAACAGUUAGAUGAGAGGGAGCACACGAUAGAAGAGUGGAAAGAGUUGAUAUACAAGGAAGUCAUGGACCUGGAGGAGAGAACCAAGAAUGGGGUUAUACGUGGCCAACCAGCCCCUUUAGGUGCAGCAAUGAUCAAUGGCUCUCAACACCCAUCAUCAUCAUCAUCUGUCAACGAUGUGUCUUCAAUGUCAACAGAUCCAACAUUGGCCUCUGAUACAGACAGCAGUCUAGAAACCUCAGCUGGACCUCUGGGUUGCUGUAGAUGACUACUUGGUCUUUUGGGGGGUGGGAGGGGGGUCCUUUUAGUCAUUAAUAGGGCACUUUUAAAAUUUGGUGGUAUUUUUGAGUGUUUUUUCAAAAAUAAUCAUGGAAUUCAUCAUAAAGUGCUGUAAUUUCAAACUGUACGUUGUGUUAUAAGCAGCCACUUUUUUGCUGUAAUUAACUGUAAAAUAUUAAACCUGGUAAUUUUUAUUGUGGUUUUAAAAUCUGCAUAUUUGCUUUACUAUUAUGCUGCUGAUCUUUUUUUACUGAAUUUGUAAGAUUUGUUUUAUCAAAGCACAUAUUAAUGUUGUGGUCAUUACCAUAUGAUGAAUUAUUUAAGAUUUUAUAGGUUUUCAAUUUUUUAAUUAGAAUUUAUUCUAGAUGUUUUGUUCAUGAUAUCCUUCAAAGUUUUAUGCUUGGUCAUACAUCUUUGUCCAGGUGGAGGGGGAGAGAAUUCAGUGCAGCCAGCUGUAGUUUCAGGAAUACUACUGUGGUGCUGGGUAGUGAACAAAAUCCUCUUUUUAUUUUGGCCAUUUGCCUAUAAUACUUCAGCAAAAGCAACAAUUAGUGAGAUUUUUUUCAGAGAAACAGAAAACAAUGCUUUGCAGAGUUAUAUCGUCUGAAUGGGUUUAUGAACUUAAGAAAGCAAAGUAUAUCUUCAAAGCUGCAGAAAUAUCCAGCCUAGCAGAGUAAUGUGAUGUUUUCUGCAGAGUUGUGGCAUGCCAAAUCUUGUGAUCACCAUAAAACAUGAGGAUACUUCAUGAAUAAUACAUUGCAAUGCCAAUAAACUGUUUACUUCUAGCUUGUAGCCUGGUUUUGUACACACAAAAUGAAGUGUAUCCAGGAUGUUUAGACUGACAAGAGGGAAAAUGAAUAUGCUGUAGCUAUACUUUCAUGUGAGACGUGAUUAUUGGGAAUUCUGGUUCUUACUAGUUUUGUCUACUAAGGCAAGUGCUUUUUGAGUGCUUUUUGGGUCAAAGAGGGAACGACAUGAAUGCAAUAGGGGCAAAACUUUGGCUACUCUUUCUCCACCAAAAGUAACUGCUAAAAACCAUGAAGUGGUAGGAGAACCUCAGGAUUUCUGUAGCUAAUGCAUUAAUUGAGCAAUAUAUGCCAUCCAAAGGAGGGAUAAAUAGUGCUGUAUAAAUUAAUAUUUCUCUCUUUCAUUUCACCAUGAGAUCAGUGUAGCAGAAAUCUUAGCAGUGGUUCAUUUAAAGUCAUAAAUAUUCAGUAGUUUUCAUCAACAAAGCUCCAGGUUUCAAUACACUUUUUAAACAAAAGAUAUAUUGAGAUAUAUAGAACAGUUACUAAAUAGUCAUGUAAGAUGGUGCUGCUCCUUACAGAAGUAUUUUAACUGUUUACAUUUUAUAUUUACAGAAUGAUUUAUGUAUAACUGACUUAAGUUUAUGUAUGAGUUAAACAAUCAUUCAGAAUUUAUUUCUUUGGAAAAUGCAGAUUUUUAGUGAAGCUAGGCUGUAUAAUUGAUUGCCUUGUGUAGAUGCAUAUUUUGUGUAGUGAAUUAGAAUGUGAAGAGGAUUUUGAAUUAGUAAAGCUCACACAAAUGGGCAUAAAAGAUACAGAAGUCUUGCCAGGCACUGAGCAUAAGCAACUAAUGUAACUGCCUACAGAGGUCAUCCAGGAGUGACUGGUGGUCUUCAGUGUGGUUCCUUCUGCUUGUUGGGUUAAAUAAGCAUUGUUUUGAGGUUUUAACGGAAAGAGGAAAAUUUGUCUUUGCAGUAAGUUUCAGAAGAACAGAAGCGAUAGUAAUGUCAAUAUGUAAUAUGUCUUUUUUUAAAAAAUGCAGGGUUGCAAGGAAUGGUAAUGUCUCAAAGAUAACUAAAUUGAUAAACUGCACAGUUGUUUUUGUGGCCUGGCUAGACUGCUGGUAAGUGCUGUGUGCGUGUAAUUUUGCUUUCCUCACUUUGUAUCUAAUAUUUCAAUAUUGCCUUCCUAAGCCACAUUUGUUAAGGCAAUUAUUUUUGCAGGAUCCUGCCAAAUUGUAUAUUACCUCAGAAUAGGCAGGACAAGUUUGGAUUCAUCUAGCACUGGAAUGUAGAAAAUGUUGAACAGAGACCAACAGAACAGUCUAUUUUGUAGUUUUUUUUAUCAAAGUUUAAGCUGUGAAUUAAGCCAAAAUUUUUGGUCAAACAACAGUACUCCAUUGUGUUAUAGGGUCAAGUGAUAGUGUGGUCAGCACAGUGUAAUGAAGUUAAGACUGACAAAAGUAACUUCUGAUGCCUCUCAGUGCUGUUAAAGACAAAUUGGUAAAUACAGUUCCUAUUUAAAUUUAUUUUAGACUCCAUUGGAUUGCAGUGAUAACUGAAAUAUUUUGAAACUUAGAAAUAUUUUUUGCUAUCACUUUCCAGUGUCCUAAAUAUAGAGUAACUGAACUGAGCUCAUAAGCGCUAAGAGAAUUUGAGCUUUUCUUCUUUCAAGGCAAGGUUAGUGAAUGUGUGGAACUGCCCACUGCAGCCUGUUGCAGUGUGAGCAAGCUGUGCUUAAAGGGAUUGCUUCAGUAGCAUCAGAGCUUUGCCUGUGGAAACCAAGAGUUCACUUCUGGCACCAUCUUCACAGGAGUUUUGUUUUUUCUCUUUCUUUUUUUCAGUUGCUUGCAUUUUAGGCAAAUUAAAGUGAUGGCAAAUUUCAAAGACAAAAUCAUAUUCAGUAAUCAAAUUAUCACAACAGCAUCCUAGUCUUCCCUUUUUAUUUGUUGAAAUAUAAUUUUUUUUCACGUAGGUGUACACUGCCACAGAUAGCAAACAAAUGGUUAACUGGAAUUCAGCUGUCCUUGUCUAUUGUUAGAUUAUAUGCCACCUAAUAUGCUGUACAAUAUUAAAGUACUCUUAAGUUUUAUUUUAGACUUUGAUUUGGAAUCUUCUCAAGACAACAGGCUUCACUGGAGUGCAUGCAACUUUCUAAGGCCAUUCCAAUCCACUGAGAAUUGAUAUGGAUUGAAUUACCAUGAGCUGUCUGAUCUCUUACCUCAGGUGAGGUUCAAAGUUGGGCAGUAAUAACAAGAUUGAUUUCUGCCUUCUCUGGGCAGAGCAGUGGCAUCAUGCAGCAAGGGUAAAGCAGCUAUUUCCUUUUGUAGAAGUAGGUUGUUCAAGAAUUUGAAAUAGAGUUGGGGGUGUGGAAUUAGUAACCUUAGGGUGUACUGGUAUGCUGUGCUGGGAAGUCUUUUAUUGGUGCAAGACAGUGUGUCAGAGCUGAUGGGUUUGUGUGUGUGAACAGCUGUUCUGCCCAAGCACAGCUCCCUGCUGGAACAUGCUCAGCCCUGGGUCACUCUGCUCAGCUGAGCAGACAUUGCACUCUGCCCUGCCCAAGCCUGGCCUUUUAGCUUUGAAGAACUUGUACUGUGUGAGAUGCAGCAGCACCUGUGGUGUUGUGGGGGUGUCCUGUGCUGAGCCAGCAGGGCCCUGCUGCCUGGGGUUGGUGGGGCCAGCACUGAGCACCUGGGCCGGGGCUCUGUGGAGAUGGAUGGAUGGACAGACGGACAGAUUGAUUCGGCUCAGCAGUGCAUGAAGAAAAAAUGUCAAAAAACUCCUACAGGAGGAUGCUCCUCCUCGGCCAGUAAUCCAAAGUGUAGGACAGCAAAUGCUUCUUGAUAAAGUUCAUGGGCAAAAGGGAGGGAGAAGGUUCAGCUUGCACUUGGUCUUACUCUUUCAAGUUGCUAAAGGGAGGGAAUUAUAGUUUCUAGAUCUAUUUGCUGUUGGCAGCAGCUUGUCCAUGCUGUUACAUUUUAUUUUCCCGUCAUUUUCCUGUCAGUGGUUUGGUGCAGUUGAAGAAGAGCCUGUCUGUAUUUUUCAGUAGGAUUAGAAAGAGAUUUUUAUUGAAGCAGUGUGAUAAGACUGUACUGCCUAUCCAAAUUUUCAAUUAAUUUAAUUUAUUCUUAGUUAAGGGCACUGGAUAAAAGUGGUAUUUUAAGUGGUCUCUCUCACUCCCUUCUCUUUGUAUGUCUACAUUAGAGAAAUGUGUUACAAAUCAGAUCACAUUGUGUUUCUCUCCUGCAGUUCAAAUUUUUAAGCUAGGUUUUCUUGAACUACCUCACACAAACUUUCUACGUUUCUUAAGUAAGCAAAGCUAACCCUUGCUAUUGGAACUACACUGAAUGUGAAUAGAAAAUACACCUCCAUUAGAAAAACAAACGUAUUGGCCAAUGUUGAGACAAUAUCAGUAUGUUUCUUAUCUAUUUCACGUAAGACGUUCAUGUGUAAUAUAGAGCUUGUGUACAGUAAUGUACAUCUAGAUUAUUGUGUUAGCUGUAAAUUGGUGAUUUUAUUAUUGUAGUCUGGUUUUGUAGGGUAAAAAUAGCUUACUAGUAAUGUCAGCUCAUCCUUUACAUUUUACAAAAGGAAUAAUUCUUGGUAAGCUUUGCAUACAGAUGAAUUACUUUUGUAGGCCCAAUAUCUAGUCUAUUUUUGAGAGUUCUUUAACUUUUAUUACUAAAGUUGAGAAAAAAAAUCCCACCCCAAUUAUUGUGAUCAUUCCUUCUGCCCUUUUUUGAAGUAUAUUCUUAAUUUUAUUAUGUCCCAAGAAAUAUGAAGGGGAAGAUACACCAUUAAAAAUACUGGGGAAAACUAAUUUUUUUUCUUCCCCACAUUUGAUACCUUUUCCUGCUUUUCCUUUAUUCCCUCCAAAUAAGCUGUUGGUGGGCAUUACUGAGAACAUUGUGGGGUUUUUUUAACUCAUUCAUGCCAUAGGUCAUUACAUGUGCACCACUGGAAUGUAUACAUUGUUAUCUAGUAUGUCAGUUGGUUAUAAUGAUAUUUUAAA
Molecule: messenger RNA, 9891 nt
Organism: Parus major (Great Tit)
Lineage: Eukaryota; Metazoa; Chordata; Aves; Passeriformes; Paridae
Gene: MAPK8
Product: mitogen-activated protein kinase 8
Exons: 11
Coding region: 3840-5123 (427 amino acids)
Biological process (GO): JNK cascade; protein phosphorylation
Cellular component (GO): cytoplasm; nucleus
Molecular function (GO): JUN kinase activity; ATP binding
Source: RefSeq, a predicted model, not a curated record